This is a messenger RNA of Ramularia collo-cygni, 2919 nucleotides long. RefSeq names its product probable DigA protein. The record is from RefSeq and is a predicted model, not a curated record. Gene Ontology annotation, biological process: intracellular protein transport; vacuole organization; organelle fusion. The coding region runs from base 1 to 2919 and encodes 972 amino acids. Gene Ontology annotation, molecular function: protein-macromolecule adaptor activity. NCBI's taxonomy places the organism in Eukaryota, Fungi, Ascomycota, Dothideomycetes, Mycosphaerellales, Mycosphaerellaceae. The transcript has 2 exons. Gene Ontology annotation, cellular component: HOPS complex; endosome.
AUGGCGACCAGUCCAGGCGGCGGCUUCAUUGCCGGCAUGUACGAGGAUGUCCAACUCCCCAUCUUCGACGUGCAAAGAGUGCAGAUGCGCUUCGACAUCUCGGCCGACUUUGUGGCAGCGCAGGUAGCGAACAAUGUUCUAGUUCUGGCCCUGUCCACGGGCAGGAUCCUACGAUUUGAUCUGGACAAUCCCGAGGAUAUCGACGACAUCGACCUUCCCAAGCGACCGGCAGAGAUUGGCGUCAUCAGGAAGCUCUUCCUCGAUCCAUCGGCUUCACACCUGCUGAUUACGACGACGCUCGGCGAGAACUACUACCUACACACUCAAUCACGACAGCCCAAAGCAUUGGGCAAGACUCCCAAAGGAGCUCAAAUCGAGAGCGUGGCAUGGAAUCCCUCCCAACCUACAGCUUCAACGCGCGAGAUCUUGCUGGGGACGGUGGACGGCAGUGUCUAUGAAACCUUUAUCGAGCCCAGCGCCGAAUUCUACAGGAGUCAAGAGAAAUACUUCCGUUUGGUAUACAGUCCGCAGGAAGGCCCAAUUGUAGGCCUACAUGCGGAUGUGUUGUCCACUCGCCCGGAGACAAGGAGGGUGUUGGUCGCGACACAGCACAAGCUGUUCCACUUUGUUGGCAGAACGGGUGGUCGUGGAUACGAAUCCAAUGGAUCCAUCUACGCGAAGCUGUUCGAGAGUGAAUCUCCUACGGUGCAUGAGGUGGAUCGUGGCUCCGUCACAUCGCCUUCCUGUCUGGCGACAUCGCCUGAUUCCCCGAAUGUGCCUGCCGCUGGGGUAGACGGGGUGAGUCCAGAGCGAGCAUACGCCUGGCUCAGCACUCCAGGGAUCUUUCAUGGAGAUCUCAAAACCUCUGCACCAGAUCUCAUCUCGCUCGGCAAGCAGGUCUUCCGGGAAUCAAAGACAUUUCCCCAAUCGAAGCUACCACCUAUACAGACAGCAGGCGGCCGGAGUCGGGUUACUCAGCCCCCGAUAUCCUCCAUGAUACUGAGUCAAUUCCACAUAUUGGCUUUGGUAGAGGGACGGCUGACGGGCAUCAAUCGAUUGGACGAGACUGUCGUCUACAAUCAGCAGAUCCUUGAAACUGGACAGGCAAACCUAGGGCUCUUCGCAGACCACCAGAAAAACACAYUCUGGAUGUUCACCGCCCAGGAAAUCUUCGAAAUCGUGGUCACAGAUGAAGCGAGAGAUGUGUGGAAGAUCAUGCWCAACCAAGGCCAGUACGAGACCGCUCAACAGUAUGCCAAGACGCCGGAACAGAAAGACGCCGUUGCGUCAAGGACUGGAGAUCAUCUCAUGUCACAAGGCAAGUUCGCAGAGGCGGCUGUGAUUCUAGGGAAAAGCAGCAAAGCCUUCGAAGAUGUUGCGCUUGCGUUCAUCGACAAAGGUGAGCAGGAUGCUCUUCGGAAGUACCUGCUUGUAAAGCUGUCGGGCAUGAAGAAGGCCAGCAUCAUGCAGCGAAUGAUGCUCGCAAGUUGGCUGCUGGAGCUAUACAUGGCGAAGCUCAAUCAGCUUGAUGAUACCAUCUCGACUAGAGCUGAACUUACUGCAAGUGGAUCAGGAGCUACCUCCAGCGACACGGAACAACAGCUUUCCAACAUUCGCAAGGAGUACCAAGACUUUGUCUCGAAAUACAAGCCCGACCUCGAUCGCAAGACUGCGUACGAGAUCAUCAGCGCGCACGGCAGAGAAGAAGAGCUAUUGUACUACGCAAAUGUCGUCGAGGAUUACAACUACGUUUUGUCAUACUGGGUGAAUCGCGAGCGAUGGAACGAGGCCAUGACUGUACUGAAGAAGCAAACCGAUCCGCAGAUGUUCUAUCGCUACAGCAGUGUUCUCAUGGCGCAUGUCGCCGUCGAGCUCGUGGAGGUUCUCACACGACAGACCAACUUGGACACAAAAAAGAUAAUACCGGCUCUUUUAAACUACAACAAGAUCGCUGGCACCACAGUUCCGCUGAAAGAGAACCAAGCGAUCAAAUACCUCCGGUUCUGCAUUGAUCGCGAACUUUCCAGCGAACCGGCCGUCCAUAACACGUUGAUUUCAAUGUACGCAGCGCACUCGACACGCGACGAAAGCGCUCUGUUGUCUUACCUGAAGACUCAAGCAGAUAGAGGAUAUUACGAUGCCGACUUUGCACUGCGUUUGUGCAUCGCCCAUAAGAGGGUGCAGUCUGCGGUGCACGUCUAUGAAAUGAUGCAUCAGUACGCUUCUGCCGUCGAACUCGCACUCAAAUACGAUGAAGUCGAGCUCGCUGCUAGCGUCGCAGAUCAGCCCGGUAUUGAUGAUGCGCUGCGCAAGAAGCUGUGGUUAAAGGUCGCCAAGAAAGUAAUUGGUCAGAACAAAGGGAUCAAAUCUGCUAUUGAGUUUCUCAAGCGAUGUGAACUACUGCGAAUCGAGGAUCUCAUUCCAUUCUUCCCUGACUUUGUGGUCAUUGAUGACUUCAAGGAAGAAAUCUGCGCUGCUCUAGAGGAUUACAGCAGGCAGAUUGACGAGCUGAAGAGAGAAAUGGACGAGAGUGCUAGCACGGCGCAGCACAUCAAGCAGGAUAUCAAAGCUUUGGAUCAGAGGUAUGCGAUUGUGGAGCCGGGCGAGCGAUGCUGGAAGUGCAGGCUUCCACUCCUAAUGAGGCAAUUCUUCGUGUUUCCUUGUCAACAUGCUUUCCAUGCAGACUGUCUUGGGGAGAUGGUCAUGCAAAUCGCCGGCAUGGGCAAGGGAAAGAGAAUCAGGGAAUUACAGAAGGAAAUAGGACGCGGUGUUGCGCUUGGGACAAGAAGGGAGGGUAUGGUGCGCGAAUUGGACGGCCUCGUUGCUGGAAAUUGUGUCCUUUGUAGCGAGAUGGCGGUCAAGCAGAUUGAUGAGCCAUUCAUCACUGCCGCUGAUGACGAGAAUGAGUGGGCACUAUGA